Molecule: messenger RNA, 1951 nt
Organism: Spathaspora passalidarum NRRL Y-27907
Lineage: Eukaryota; Fungi; Ascomycota; Pichiomycetes; Serinales; Debaryomycetaceae
Gene: ECM38
Product: Ecm38p
Exons: 1
Coding region: 97-1857 (586 amino acids)
Source: RefSeq, a predicted model, not a curated record
CGGCUAAUCAAUUGAUUAGGAAUUUCAAAAAUAUAUAAAUGGAUCAAGAUCUCAAUGGUUUCUUGUUCUUUUAACAACCUCAACAAACUAGUAAGAAUGUCUAAGGAAUUUAUGAAAUAUCCUUCGAGAAGAUCAACUGUAUACUCCCAUAAGGGAAUCGUAUCAUCUACACAACCGUUGGCCAACGCAAUUGGAUUGAAGAUCUUGGAAAAAGGUGGAAAUUGUGUUGAUGCUGCGGUUGCAGUCUCUGCGGCUUUAGUCGUUACCGAGCCUGCUUCAACUGGUAUUGGUGGUGAUUGCUUUGCAUUGUAUUACAAGUUGGAUGACAAGAAAGAUCCCAAGAGCGGGAAAGUGUUGGGAUUGAAUGGAUGUGGUCGUGCUGCACAAAAUGUCACUCCUCAAGAUGUGUGGAACGAGCAUAAUGGUGGUAAACCCAUGGCUAGAAUUCCCUAUACUUCAGUGUUUUCAGUUACUGUACCAGGGGCAAUUGCUGGGUGGUACGAUGCAUAUAAGAAAUGGGGGUCUGGUAAUCUUGACUUUGGUGAAUUGCUUGAACCAGCUGCACUUUUGGCCGAUCAAGGUUUUCCAGUGUCGGAAUUGGCCAGUAGAGCAUGGAGAAAUUCAGUUCCUAAAUUAACCAAACAGAAUCCUAAUGCCAAGGCUAAUCCUUUUAUUGAUGAUAAUGGUCAAGGGCCUGCUGAAGGUGACUUUGUCAAAAAUGCUCCAGUUGCAAAAUGUUUACGUUUAAUUGGAAAAGAAGGUAAAAAGGCAUUUUAUGAAGGUCCAAUUGCUGAGGCUAUUGUUAAAACAACAAAUGCCAGAAAUCACAAAUUAAGCUUAGAUGAUUUCAAGAACCAUACUUCAACCUUUGUAGAUCCAAUUAAGCUUCAGUUUCAAGAUCACAAGGUUUGGGAAAUUCCUCCUAAUGGACAUGGAUUAGUUGCAUUGUUAGCAUUGGGAAUUAUUCAAGAGUUGCACAAUUCAAAAAAGAUUGACUUGAAAAAAUUGGAACAUAACUCUGCUGAGUACUUGCAUAUUUUGAUUGAAGCAUGCAAACUUGGGUUUUAUGAUUCCGAUGAAUAUGUCACUGAUCCAUCAUUCAAAGAUAUUCCAAUUGACGGAUUAUUGAGCUCGUCUUACUUGCAAAAGAGAUCUGAGCUCAUAAGCCAAGAUAAGAUUAUUGAUGGAGAUACUAUGUCCCAUGGUGUUCCUGAUCCAAAAUAUAAAUCUGAUACAGUUUACUUCACUGUAAGUGAUUCAAAUGGAGAAGCGUGUUCAUUCAUUAAUUCAGUAUACGAAGGAUUCGGUUCUGGUAUUUUGGUUGAAGAGUUUGGAUUUUGUUUACAAAAUAGAGGUUCCAAUUUCAACUUGACUCCUGGUAAUAGCAAUUGUUUGGAAGGUGGGAAACGUCCAUACCAUACUAUUAUUCCUGGAAUGAUUACUAAUCUGGAUGAUUCGUUAUAUGCAUCAUUCGGGAACAUGGGAGGCUUUGCCCAACCUGUAUGUCAUGUACAACAUGUUUUGAAUUUAACCUUGUUUGGAAUGACCCCGCAACAACUGAUUGAUUCUCCUAGAUUUGUCUUGAAUUCAAAUAACGAUGAUGACGCUGAUAGAGGAAGAGGUGCAGAUGGGCCAGUACGUACUCCAAUUACAGUUGUUCAAUUGGAAGAAGGUAUUGAUGAAGAGGUUAUUUUAAAAUUACGUUCUUUGGGACACGAAGUUCAAGUGUUGAAGGGCUAUUCCCGUCAGACAGUUGGAAGAGCCCAGAUUAUAAAGAACGUCUCCAAGGAUGGUACUUUGGUUUAUGCCGCUGGUUCAGAUUUCAGAGGCGAUGGAGCUGCUGUACCGUUCAUUUGAAAUUUUUAACCAUCUAGAUAUUUAUUAGAUAUAAAAGUAACUAGUUUAUAAAUUUAUGUACCCGAUAUUGUUAAAGGCCAUGCGAUAGCAAUUG